AUCAGAGUCUCGUCUCCCUACUCCUCAGUACCCCCAGCCAUCUCCUCGACUUCUCACCCCCACGCUGGCCUCUCCCAUUUCAGAAAUCGCAAUUCAUCCCGUCUCCUCGUCUUCUGUUCUCCAUCAAUCUAACUUUCAAUUCCAAGACAAGAGAGAUUUAUUAGGGUUAAAUAGAGGAACGGAAGAUGAAUCUUUUAGUUUUCCAUCUCUUUUUCUCCAUAACUCCAAACCGAAUGAUCCAGCGACCAUCAUCAAUCAACACCUCCUCCUGCUGCCACCAAAUCAAGCAAUCGAUCGAUUCAACUAUUGGUCGAUUCAUCCAAGGCUUUUCCAUCAAUGGAUCAAGAAAACUGUGUCUUGAAUCAUAAUGCAAAUGAUGCUUCUCCCAUUCAACCUUGCCCCAACUCCAAUGCUGCACCAGAAGACACACCUGUUGCAAUUGACACUCAGGUUCAAAAUGAGCCUGGAAAUGGAGUCAACAACAAUGGUGGUGGUGAGCAGGGCACUGAUGCCAAAGGUGGUAAUGAAGGAAAAGUGUAUUCUGAAUGGUGGGCUCAUUACACCAAAGUAGAAGUUAACAAGAAAAAGAAGGCUCAAUGCAAAUAUUGCAAUCGGUUAGUUCUUGGAGAUCCGAAGCAAGGGACAAGCCAUCUUAAGAAGCAUUAUGAAAGAUGUCCCAAACGCAAGGUUACAGUGGUGAUUUCAGCAUACACCAGCAGUGAUAUUUGCCUUGUGCCUUUUCUUUUUUGUUUGAUUAUGAACAAGUACUAAUCCAAAGUAUUUCUAUACUUUUGGAUUUCAAAGGGAGACGUUUGAUUUGUGGUUUGAGAUUUUGAACUCUGCAC
Linum tenue is the source of this 845-nucleotide messenger RNA. NCBI's taxonomy places the organism in Eukaryota, Viridiplantae, Streptophyta, Magnoliopsida, Malpighiales, Linaceae. The record is from the annotation of a GenBank genome assembly.